This is a messenger RNA of Penicillium hordei, 1336 nucleotides long. RefSeq names its product putative nucleotide-sugar transporter. Gene Ontology annotation, cellular component: Golgi membrane; intracellular membrane-bounded organelle. The coding region runs from base 17 to 1336 and encodes 439 amino acids. The record is from RefSeq and is a predicted model, not a curated record. The transcript is spliced from 4 exons. Lineage: Eukaryota; Fungi; Ascomycota; Eurotiomycetes; Eurotiales; Aspergillaceae. Gene Ontology annotation, molecular function: pyrimidine nucleotide-sugar transmembrane transporter activity. Gene Ontology annotation, biological process: pyrimidine nucleotide-sugar transmembrane transport.
AACACAGUGGGACAAGAUGGCAAACAAUGCCCUCAUCCCCGUCCUGGUCACGAUGAUGCUCGUGACCGGGGUGUGCAACACCAUUCUCAACAAGUAUCAGGAUAUGCAAUGUGUGCGGAACUGCGAUUCCCCAGAUCCCAGCCAGCGGAAGCUGUUCGAGCAGCCUGUCAUUCAAACUGCCGUAAUGUUUAUGGGUGAAAUGGGCUGUUGGCUAGUUGUCGGCUUAACCUUCCUCUACCGCCAAUACAUCGCACCACGCCUAUCCAGUGACCCUUCACCCCUUCUAACGGGCGGAUAUCACCCGAUAAACGGUGAUGACGAAGGCCUCGAUCAUGAAGAUGACCACACAGUCGAUGAACUUGAUAGUGACAGCAGACACCCCAAGCCCCUACCCGAAGAUGACAGCCGAAUCCCACUCCGCGGAUGGAAGAUCCUACUUCUUGCAGCGCCGUCGAGCUGCGAUAUCGCCGGCACAACCCUCAUGAACGUGGGUCUUCUCUUUGUGGCAGCCAGUAUCUACCAGAUGACUCGGGGUGCCCUUGUCCUCUUCGUAGGCCUGUUCAGUGUCCUUUUCCUUCGCCGCAGACUCCACUUCUACCAGUGGAGCGCACUCUUUAUUGUCGUCCUAGGUGUGGCUAUUGUGGGUCUUUCUGGAGCCCUAUUCAGUGGAGAGUCAGGCCAUGAUAUCACCCAGGAUGGGAGUGCUACUGAUGCGGCCUCGCGUGCUCUUAUGCAGGCGCGUGAUGUAGCUCGGACCCCUGAGGCUGUUCAGGCCGUCAUUGGCGUGCUGCUUAUUGCUGCGGCGCAGAUCUUCACAGCCACGCAGUUUGUACUGGAGGAGUGGAUUUUGGAGAAUUACGCCAUGGAACCGAUCCAUGUCGUGGGUUGGGAAGGUGUCUUCGGCUUUUUAGUUACUGUCAUUGGCAUGUUGAUCAUGUAUCUUAUUGUUGGACGGACCGAUGCCGGCCGAUAUGGUUACUUUGAUAUCAAGCAGGGAUUGCACGAAGUUUUCAAUAACCGUGCUGUUGCCAUAUCGAGCGUGUUCAUCAUGAUCAGUAUCGGUGGCUUCAACUUCUUCGGUCUCUCUGUCACCCGCACUGUCUCUGCUACUUCUCGUAGCACAAUCGACACCUGCCGCACGCUUUUCAUCUGGCUUGUUUCGCUUGGACUCGGCUGGGAGAGCUUCAAAUGGCUCCAAGUUGCCGGCUUCGCGCUCCUUGUCUAUGGAACUUUUAUGUUCAAUGACAUCGUCCGCCCUCCGCUCAAGGCUUGUUUGCCCCGUGACCAGAGAGAGGGAGAGGUGCUGCUCCCGGAGGGCCCCAUUGAGCACAUUUGA